Spea bombifrons (plains spadefoot toad) is the source of this 2985-nucleotide messenger RNA. RefSeq names its product beta-carotene oxygenase 1 (gene BCO1). NCBI's taxonomy places the organism in Eukaryota, Metazoa, Chordata, Amphibia, Anura, Pelobatidae. Gene Ontology annotation, biological process: carotene catabolic process; retinal metabolic process. Gene Ontology annotation, molecular function: carotenoid dioxygenase activity; beta-carotene 15,15'-dioxygenase activity. The transcript is spliced from 11 exons. The record is from RefSeq and is a predicted model, not a curated record. Bases 63 to 1670 code for a protein of 535 amino acids.
AUAUAUAACCUGGGGAGGAAAUAAGGGGAUAGACGAACCGUCCUCGCUACGCCGUACCAGCCAUGGACAGUAACAAUAGUCUAGUGGACUCGGUUGUAAAUAUUGUGUUCUGUAAAGACCGUGAUGAGUGUCCUGAGCCAACAAAAGCAAAAGUGCAAGGCCAGAUACCAAAAUGGUUGAAGGGAACUCUUCUUCGUAACGGUCCAGGAAAACAUUCUGUUGGGGAAAUGUCGUACAACCACUGGUUCGAUGGACUUGCUUUAUUGCACAGCUUUACUUUUAAAGACGGUGAAGUUUACUACAGAAGUAGAUUCCUGCGCAGCGACACCUACACCUCCAAUAUGGAGGCCAAUAGAAUAGUGGUUUCAGAAUUUGGGACCAUGGCUUAUCCAGACCCCUGCAAAAAUAUCUUCUCCAAAGCCUUCACAUACCUGUCGCAUGUGGUGCCCGAGUUCACAGACAACUGCCUAAUCAAUAUCAUAAACUAUGGGGAUGAUUUCUAUGCUUCCUCUGAAACCAACUUCAUCAGGAAGAUUGAUCCUGAGACCCUAGAGACGCUAGAAAAGGUAGACUACAUGAAAUAUGUAACCGUAAACCUGGCCACUUCACACCCCCAUUACGACAAUGCUGGAAAUACCAUAAACAUGGGCACCUCGAUUGGUGAUAAAGGGAAGACAAAGUAUAUGGUUUUUAAGGUUCCUCCUGCUAAUAUAGACACAGAGAAAAAGAAGUCUCCGCUGAAAAAUGCAGAAGUCCUCUGCUCCAUUCCUGCCCAUCGAAUGCUGAGUCCCAGUUAUUAUCACAGCUUCGGAAUGACUGAAAACUACAUUGUGUUUCUGGAGCAGCCCUUGAAGCUAGAUAUAAUGAAAAUGGCCACAGCCUACUUCAGAGGAGUCAACUGGGCUUCAUGCAUCGCCUUCCAUGGAGACGAGAAGACAUGGAUUCACAUUAUCGAUAAAAGAAGUAAAAAGCCAGUGGCCCAGAAGUUUUACACAGACGCCCUGGUGGCUUACCACCACGCCAACGCAUACGAAGAAGACGGGCAUAUAGUAUUUGAUAUCGUCACUUACAAGGACAACAGCUUGUAUGAUAUGUUUUAUAUGGCAAAUAUAAAGAAGGGUCUAUCCGAAGACGCCGUGCUGACCUCGAUACCUACCUGCAUGCGCUAUGUUAUUCCACUGCAGCCAGACAAGAAUGCAGAAGAAGGAGCCAAUCUGGUGAAACUUCCAUCGACAACCGCAAGUGCCGCAAAAGAUAAAGACGGAAAUAUAUCCUGCCAUCCGGAACUCCUAUGUGAAGGAAUCGAGCUGCCGAGGAUCAACUACAAUUACAAUGCCAAAAAAUACAGAUAUGUGUAUGCGUCACAUGUCGAAUGGAGGCCGAUUCCCACCAAGAUUGUGAAAUUUGAUACUGUAACAAAGGACAUGCUGGUCUGGACGGAAGACAUGUGCUGGCCUGCUGAGCCUCUGUUUAUACCGCACCCAGAUGCCAAAGAAGAAGAUGACGGAGUUAUACUGUCUUCCAUUGUGUCAACUGACCCAAACAAGUCCCCUUACCUGCUUAUACUGGAUGCAAAAACAUUCAAGGAGUUGGGACGUGCUAGUGUCGAUGCCAGCAUCCACCUCGACCUGCAUGGAAUCUUCUUACCGGAAAAGAAUUCAUCAGCGUGACCUACAUUUUGAGAUAAAGCAGCACUUAAUUCGACAGGUUGGCCAUAAACCCUGAAGUCUCUCUAAUCAAUUCUACUCCUGUCUUCCGUUACUGUUACAUGGAUACCUCAAAACAGAAUGACAGCUUCAGACCACUGAGAGCCGUCUCGUUAUCAAAACAGCACAAGGACAGAUCUAAUAAUUAUUGUAAUUCCAUUAACUGGAAAAAAAAGUUAUAUUCUCUGCAUUAGAAAUGACAGAAGGCAGAGAAAUUUGGUUCAGACCACAACAAGCUACAGCGAAAGCCACGUAAAAAUAUCUUAGGGCAAUAAGGGAAAUAUUCAGAUGCAGUUCAGAAGUUAAGGAAUUUGUAGUUCUAAGCAUUCCGUGCAAAAAAAGUGAAAAAAAAUUAUAAGAACACGCGCUGAUCGGGUAGAUCUUAUGUAUUUUACUGCCAUUAACAUGAAAUACCUGUAACUAUGGGCAAUGGGUCUAAUACCAGCAGAUCCCAUUCCCCUCACUUAUGACGAGUGUUGUUAUUAAGAAAUAUGGAAUUCAGACCACAAACAGUCGCCAGGAUUACAUUACAAAUUUGAAGAGACACCCAUAGUAAUUCUUCCAGCAGUUGUGGUAGAGGGAAAUACAGCGAGGGAACUUGCAAGAUGAUACCAAGGGCUGAGUUUGAGUCUUUACAUGGGGAAGACCAGAUGAUCAAAGGGAUCCAUAGUCAAAUUCUCUGUAUUUUCCUUCUGAUUUUCAUGGAGCGCAGUAUGCAUUUCAAAGAUUCACUGCUCUGAAAAGGAACAAGGAAACACUGCUAUACAUUAAUCAUGUUUCUGUAAUUAGAAUGGUGCGCUUACCUAUGCAAAUGAUGGCGUGAUUUAAAUAAGAUAUAGAUCAUGUCCAAUACGCAUCAAAUACAUAAACCCCAAGAAUGGUCUGGGGGCCUAAGGAAUGCCUAGUAUGUUUUAGCCCUUCCAGGGGUAUUAGCACUAGAGCUAAUGAGACUGCAGAACACGGGGAGGUUAUAAGUACCGGUGACAUUACUCGGUUUAGUUCUUGUUUUUGCCCAUAGAGGCAUCGAGAUCAUUAAGCGUACAUCCCAAGUGACCAUUCUUGCUUAUCCAGGUUGGAUUUGCCAAGUUGAUGGUAUGCAUGUCACCAAAACCUUCAUUUCAGGGAUUCUACUUCCUCUUAUAACGUACACAGGAUUUUGUAAUAUAUGUCUAAUUUAUGAAUUAAACUAAUACUGCAUGAUUUGUAAUUCUAUUUUUGUACAAGCAAUGUUUUAUUUUGUGUCCGUACCAAUAAAUCUGGAUUUGUAUAUAAAAAAAAA